AUGGAGUACUCAUAUGCUCAAAUUAUUCCUAAUGAGCUAUUCUGCAAAGUUAAAGGUGCAGUCAUAGUAUAUCCGAUCUCAAAAGCUUGGAAGCUGGACCUCCUACGGGAGAUAGUGGUCCCUGAGGAUAUCCCCCUCAUCCAGAACCUUAAAUCUACACUAUCCCCUCGUGUAAACAGGUACUGCUGGAGCCACACCAAGUCCGGUGUCUAUUCUGUAAAAUCUGGCUAUGCUUUGGCCAUGGAAACAAUGGAAGCUUCAGAACCUGCUCCUGUUCUGGAACCAAGCGCCACGGCUCUGCAGGCUAGAGCGCUCUCCAAUUGCGUCCCAGUCUGCAACUCACUCGCGGAUCGGCAUUGCGGCAAUGAUCGAAACUGCCCAAGAUGCGGAGCGGAGGAAGAAACGCGUAACCACCUGUUCUUUGAAUGUCCGUCUUCUGUACAAGCGUGGGAUCUGGCUGAUAUGCCACAUUCUCUGGCUUAUUCCCGUGCACCUCGAUACUUAGAUACUACUAUCAACAACGUCCCGUGGGUAAUAUGGUACAUUUGGAAAGCCCGAAACGACAAAGCUUUCAACAGCAAAGACCCCUCCCCGCUAGAGACUAUUCAGAUCGCUAAAUCUGAGGCCGAAAGCUGGCGUGUAGCUUAA
This is a messenger RNA of Brassica napus (rape), 648 nucleotides long. RefSeq lists its product as uncharacterized. The transcript is spliced from 4 exons. NCBI's taxonomy places the organism in Eukaryota, Viridiplantae, Streptophyta, Magnoliopsida, Brassicales, Brassicaceae. The record is from RefSeq and is a predicted model, not a curated record. Bases 1 to 648 code for a protein of 215 amino acids.